Molecule: messenger RNA, 2150 nt
Organism: Alosa sapidissima (American shad)
Lineage: Eukaryota; Metazoa; Chordata; Actinopteri; Clupeiformes; Clupeidae
Product: zinc finger protein 665-like
Exons: 3
Coding region: 483-1997 (504 amino acids)
Source: RefSeq, a predicted model, not a curated record
AUUCAUUCAGUGGCAGGAAGUUUUUUUACUGGCAAUGUUGGUUUUGAAAUCCUACAUUUUUCUGUGAUUAACGCUAUUCACGUCUUGUCAAACCAUCAGAUUAACAACGCAGUUUGUGGACCAGCAAACUUGAUUGGGGUUAUAACUCUGGAUGGGAUCAUCCUAAAUCCAUCUGGAACAUGGAUCUUGGACUGCUCUUUGCUGAACCCCAGCAGAUGGACCUGAGAGUGACGUUGAAAGAAGACGUAGAGGAGGAGGAGGACUAUGGCCAUAUGAUUCCAUGCGAAGAUGAACAAGACCAAGAAGAAAAGCCCUUUGCAGAGCUUAACUGUAAAACUGAAACGGACUUAUCCGACUACAAUAUUAUUUACAGUGAACCACUACAGACAACAGCGAAGAUUUAGGUGAAGGUCGAAGACGAGGAUGAGCAUCUACAAGAGUACGAUUGUCUGCAGGAACGUGUAUCAGAACACCCACAUGUAAUGCAACAGAAGAUCCAUGGACAGAAUGAUGAACUCAAUCUGCAGCUGCAAGGAAGGCUGCACCACUGCACAGUCUGCAGGACGAGUUUCACAGCCCUGAAAGAACUCAAGAAACACCAGAAGAUGCACUUAGUAAGGGUGAAUGAAAAGCAGAACUCAAGCAAAAAACAGCAUACAUGUUCUUAUUGUGAAAAGAUACUUAAGACAGCCAGAAGUCUUAAAUGCCACAUGCUUAUACAUGCUAACAUAAGGAAUCCUAAAUGUGCCCAGUGUGGAAAAGCAUUUUCGAACCCUUCAAAUCUUAAAACCCACAUGAUGCUCCACACUGGAGAGAAGCCUCAUAAAUGUAUCCAGUGUGGAAAAGCAUUUCAGAACUCUUCAAAUCUUGAAACCCACAUGAUGCGUCACACAGGAGAGAAGCCUUUCAAAUGUACCCAGUGUGGAAAAGCUUUUAGAUUAUCGCAAGCUGUUAAGCGCCACAUGUUUACACACACUGGAGAGGACUCUCAUAUAUGUGUCCAGUGUGGAAAAACAUUUGCGCGUUUUGAAUAUCUGAAACACCACAUGCUUUUACACGGCGGAGAAAAGUGUGUCCAGUGUGGAAGAGCAUUUAGAACAUCCGAAGAUCUUGAACGCCACAUGCUUACAUGUACCCAGUGUGGAAACAUUUCUCCAAUGUCCACAGAACUUGAAUGCAAGCUGUGUGAAAAAACAUUUAGAACAUCCAAUUAUCUUCAACGCCACAUGCUUACAACACAUACGUGUACCCAGUGUGGAAAAGUUUUUCCAACGUCCACAGAAGUUAAACUUCACAUGCUGAUACACAACGGAGUGAAUUCCCAUGAAUGCCGCCUGUGUGAAAAAACAACAACAACAACAACAUCAACAGAGCAUAAACACCAUACACUUCCACAUAGUGACGAAAAACCUCAUAAAUGUGACCGGUGUGGAAAAGGUUUUGUACACAUAUCACUUCUCAAAAGCCACAUGCGAAUACACACCGAAGAGAAGUCUCAUUUGUGUGCCCAGUGUGGAAAAAUAUUUCUAAAGUCCUCAAAUCUGAAAAACCACAUGCUUACUCACACUGGAGAGAAACCUCAUGAAUGCGUCCAGUGUGGAAAAUCGUAUUCGUACAUUAGGAGUCUUAAAAACCAUAUGCGUACACACUCUGGGGAAGAGAAGGAUCAGGGGAGAAGUGAAUGUGUGCUGUGUGGAAUAGUCGUUACAAAUAUUAAAACUCACAUGUUUCUACAUACUGGAGAGAAGCCUCACAAAUGUGAACAGUGUGGAAAAGCUUUCGCACAAGCUUAUUAUCUUAAAACACAUAUGCUAGUACACACCGGAGAGAAACCUCAUAAAUGUGACCAGUGUGGAAAAGCUUUUGCACAAUCGGCAAAUCUUAGUAGCCACGUGCUAAUGAUGCACACUGGUAAGAAACAACAACUGGAAAGCAGUAAACGUCAAAUACCAAAUGUGUACAUUUUAAAUCUCCCGCUAGGUGGCGCUACUCAAUAAAUGAGUAAGCUCACAUUUUUCACUAGGUGACAGUGCACAAGAAAUUAAUCUAAGACCAAAUGCUAAGACACAAUGGAGAUUGUUUUCAUUAAUGUACUCAGUGGGGGAAAACAUUUAUAAGGUUUGUUAGUUUUAACAAUUAAAUUUGUUUUA